Molecule: messenger RNA, 2061 nt
Organism: Punctularia strigosozonata HHB-11173 SS5
Lineage: Eukaryota; Fungi; Basidiomycota; Agaricomycetes; Corticiales; Punctulariaceae
Product: CDC45-like protein
Exons: 8
Coding region: 1-2061 (686 amino acids)
Biological process (GO): DNA replication initiation; mitotic DNA replication preinitiation complex assembly; double-strand break repair via break-induced replication
Cellular component (GO): DNA replication preinitiation complex
Molecular function (GO): single-stranded DNA binding; chromatin binding; DNA replication origin binding
Source: RefSeq, a predicted model, not a curated record
AUGGUCUACCUACCGCCGCCACAUCUUGCCACGGCGUCUACCAAGUCGUAUGCAGAGGCGUACAACCAGAUACUCGCGACCCACCGACGCUCGCCUCUCACCUCCGCCUCCUCUGUCAUCGUCCUCGUUGCCCCUGACGUGGACGCGAUAUGCGCGGCUCGGAUGCUAGCAGAUCUGCUCAACCAGGAUGAUGUUAUGCACAGAUUAGUACCAGUGUCUGGUAUUGCGGACCUUGAGAAACGGCGCGACGAACUCCUCACUUAUAACGAGCUCCACACUCUCAUACUUCUAAACAUGGGCUCGAUAUUGGAUCUUCCGUCUCCGGAGUGGUUUGGCGAAUUUGACCCGAAGCUUACUGUUCAUGUGAUCGACUCUUCAAGGCCUCAGAACUUGUCAAGUCUGUUCGGCGCCGGGGAGAAUGGGGACCGGAUAGUGAUCUGGGAUGAUGGAGAGGCCGAGAAGCUUGGGGAUGAACGGAAAGCAUGGGAGGCCUUGACUUAUGAGCCCGAGCCAGACUCAGACGACGACGGUUCUGACGUCGACUCUGAUCUCGGAGGUGAUGAAUCAGAGGAAUACGAGCAAGAUCAAAGCGAGGAAGGCACUCCGACGCGGAAGCGCAAGUCCCCGGCGGACACAUCGCGGCGAAAGCGGCAGAAAUUAGACGAUCCCGAUAGACCAAAACGGAUGACUCGAGACGAACGAGAUCUGUAUUCUGCGCGUUUACAGAAACACUACAUGACGGGAACUUGGUUCGGGCAGAGUGCAGCGGGCACAAUGUACAUCCUGGCGACCGUUCUGGAACGCGUCGAUAAUGAUCUAUUAUGGUUGGCGAUUCUCGGGCUCACGUACCAGUACACGACAUCACGCAUAUCAAGAGAUGAAUACGAAAAAUAUCAUUCAAUAUAUUACGACGAAGUUUUCCGACUUAAUCCACCCCUACCCGCCGUCACCCUCGGAACAUCACUGGCGACAAGCCCUGACGAUCACUCAUUACGAGCAACAGAGGAACUACGUUUUAUGCUCUUUCGGCACUGGAAUCUCUAUGACGCUAUGUAUCACUCAAGCUAUGUCGCCAGUAAACUCGGCAUCUGGAAGGAACGAGGACGGAAACGUCUGAGUGGUUUGCUCGCCAAGAUGGGAUUCUCCAUACCACAAACUCAGCAGCCAUAUUCCCAUAUGGACAUGGACUUGAAGAAACAGCUAACGUCUAAACUCGAGGCCAUCGCUCCGGAAUAUGGCAUGAUCGAACUUUCAUAUCCGUCCUUCAUGCGAUGUUACGGGUACCGGUCACAACCCUUGUCCGCGUCGGACUCGGUCGAGGCCAUUUCAGCGCUUUUGGAUGUUGCAGGGGUGCGGAUGGAGGUCGAAAUCGAGGGGCACCGGAACGGCGGCGAGUGGUUCGGUGGAGGCAAAGUCUGGGACGGCGCCAAGGAGGGCAAGUACCGAGACGAAGACCGAGAGAAUGUCCCUCCAGGAGGUCUCAGCGCAGUGGACUCGGAGAAGGCCGCGGUGGACGGCUGGAUGCGUAACUUCUGGGCCGCAUAUGACGCCUUGACCGACGUAACCCGGCUCAGGGAUGCCCUGCCGCUCGCGAUGUCGCUCCAUCGGGCGAUCAUACGGCAAGGAUCGUCCAUCAUCGAUAAGCAAGACAUCCGCACGAUGCGGGGGCACCGGGUGGUCGUGCUCUCUCAAGGCCCGGACCUCCACCUCUUCUCGUACCCAGGCGUGCUAUCGCGGCUCGCCCUCUGGCUCGUGGAAGCGCUCCGCGAGCGCGUGCCGGCAACCACGACCUCGAACGGGCGGAAGAAGCGGAAGAGCCUGCCAUUCGUAGUCGCCUGCCUGAACGAGAAGGAGCAGACGUAUCUGGUGGUCGGCGUCACGGCGGCGCUCGACUUCGGCGACGUCCGGAAAAACGAAUUCGGUCUGGCCUUCUUGGACGCGAAGGAGCGCUGCAACGCGCGGACGAGGCAUGGUUCGUUUGACACGAGCAUAUUGGAAAUCAAUAAAGCCGACCUCAACGUGUUCUUGGAAGCCUUGUGCGAGGAAGCGGAAGGGUACUGA